AAAACGAUGACUAGUCAGAGAUCACAUUAUACUCGCUUGCUUGCAGUUUCAACCUGCAAAGCACGCUCUUGAGAGAGCGAGAAAUUAAUUGUGUUUGGAGUUUGGACGCCUCUGAUCUUCCGGCGUUGAUUGUCCGGGGGAGCUGAUGAUUGGUGGUGGGGGUCCUUCAUUUCAUUAUGCGAGGCCCGAUUCACCUGCGAUUCUUCACGACUAUCCAAAAUAACGCGCCACGACUACACCAGUGCUGCGUAGCAGCCGACACCAUUCACUGCAAUCUGCCUUCAAAGCCUGUGACGAUUAAAUACGCUGAGCUGAAAUUCUCUUUCCCCCUCUCACGUCAUACUCAUAUCAUUACAGUUACAUUACCGUAUGAAAUUAAGAAUGGCUUCGAGCCAAGUUUAUUUAGCUUGCUGUUGUUCUGCAGAUCUUCGAAAGCUUGAGCAUUUUCCCAUGUCUACAGAUUUCAUUUGAAGCGUUCAAGUUUUCAACUUCUGAGUGACCAAGCAGCGUUCCUGAAAACCAAUAUGUCUAAUUUGAUGGUUGGUGCGUCUCUUUCGAGCUGCGAAUUAGUUGCUUUCGCAUAGUGUUUGCGAUGAAACAAUGAAGUUCCAGUUGGAAUCUGCCCUUGCUUGUAUCAUUUGCUUACUCUGUUUUCAGUACAUAUUAUGUGAUGAUCUUUCUCAAGAGUCUGGAAUGAACAAGUGGACCUGUUUGUGUGCUUCUGCUCAACAAGGCAAUCAGAGUUAUGUAUUUGCAUCCAACUGUUCCACAUCCUGUGAUUGCAUUCCUGAAAAAUCUGUUGGAGGAUCAAGUGAAGAAAGAUGGACCUGUAUUUGUGCUGCUGAGGGAUUUUCCGCAGCAGCAGCUGGUAUUCAUGAUUCUACUUGUUUCACAGCCUGCAACUGCACAUCUGGUUUUCCAGUAGACGCGAAAGCAUCAAGGAAGCAUAUGUCCAGCAAAUUCAUUAUGUACAUUCUCUUGUUUUGUGUGGUGCCUAUGACUGUUGCAUUUCUUGCUUUGCUGGGAUGCUAUAUGUAUUGCAGGGACAAAUGUCCUGUUCAACCUCCAAUAUUUUUAUCAGAUAGAGACACAAGCUGUAACAGCGCUACCAACCUAAUAAGCCAUAUGUCUUCUUCAAUACCAGAAUCCAAAGUUCAAAUAAAUUCUCCUUUGCACCCCAUAACAGAGUGUAUGCUAGGAGCUUCUUUCAUGUUUAAAAGAAAAAUAGGAACAGUAACUGGGACAAUUACCCAUUUUACUUAUUCUGAGUUGGAGCUUGCAACCAAUAAAUUCUCCAAUUCCAAUCUGAUAGGGCUUGGAGGAAGCAGCUGUGUUUAUCGGGGUCAACUCAAAGAUGGCAAGAUUGUUGCUGUUAAGCGACUAAAGACUCAGGGUGGGCCUGAUGCAAUUGUUGAGUUUUCCACUGAGAUUGAACUGAUUUCAAGAUUCAACCACUGUCACGUGGUACCUUUGCUUGGCUACUGCUUGGAGUCACACGGGAAACAGGCUGAGAGGCUACUUGUCUUUGAAUACAUGUCCAAUGGCAACCUUAGAGAUUGUUUAGAUGGGGCUCCAGGGAAAGAACCCAUGGACUGGGGAACUCGUGUUAAUAUUGCUCUUGGGGCUGCAAGGGGCUUGGAGUAUCUGCAUGAAGCUGCUGCUCCAAGGAUAUUGCAUCGAGAUAUCAAAUCAACCAACAUUCUUCUAGAUGAUAAGUGGAGACCUAAAAUAAGUGAUCUUGGUAUGGCCAAACGCUUGAGGACUGAUGACCUUCCUAGCUGUUCGAAUUCUCCAGCAAGAAUGCAGGGGACUUUUGGAUAUUUUGCUCCAGAGUAUGCCAUUGUUGGAAGGGCCUCUCUAAAGUCAGAUGUUUUCAGUUUUGGAGUUGUUCUUCUGGAGUUAAUCAGUGGUCGGAAACCAAUCCAAAAAUCAGCCAACAAAGGAGAAGAAAGCCUUGUCAUAUGGGCUACCCCUCGUUUACAGGAUAGCAAAAGGGUGAUUUUGGAAUUGCCUGACCCACUUUUGAAUGGGAAUUUCCCAGAAGAGGAGAUGCAGAUAAUGGCUUACUUGGCGAAGGAGUGCCUGCUUUUGGAUCCUGACUCUAGACCAACCAUGAGUGAGGUUGUUCAAAUCCUUUCCACUAUUACACCAGAGAAAUCCAGGCGAAAUUUCUCUUUAAGCCUUUUCCAGAGCUUAUCAACUCAUAGCAUGAAAAGUGUGGUAGACAAGGAGAGGUAUGAAGAUGAGCCAGAUUGUUCCCUUGAUGCAGAGAACUUGAGAAGAGGCUCUGCUUGGUCUUCGUUGCCACUACAUGUGCAUCGUAAUUUAUGUGUUGAAGACAAUAAGAAAGAGGCAGGCACAGUAAUAUCGGCUGAGUGUAUAGAAAAAUUGAACCCCGGUUUGAAUUGCCGUUCUCCAGAGGAUGAGAUAGUGGACUUAACUGAACCCCGGUUUGAAUCAUUCCACAUGGCAAACAUUCAAAACCUAUGAUUUUAUUAGAAAAUUUGGGCAAGAAUACCCAGAACCAUGGCUAGUGCUAAAUGCUCAUUUCUUGGGGUUAAACGUGCUUGCUGAUUGAACUUGCUCUUGGAAAAAGAAAACAAGAAGGCAAAUCCAUCUGAGGAAGGAUUGGUUCUCAGUUCUCACAGUCAAGGAUUGGUUCUCAGCUUUCCUGCAAGUCGGGACUCCAGAUAAGCAAUACUAGAAUGUCAAAAAAAUUUGAAAAGCUGAUCAUGAAAUAUAAAUGCUACAUUAUUGUUUCAUUUAUUAUUACAGAUGAGAAAGAAAUUGUUUUACUGCAAAAAAAAUAAAAUAAAAAAAUACAUACAAAGCAAUCCUAGUUUUUGCUUGACUUGCCUUCA
Nelumbo nucifera (sacred lotus) is the source of this 2861-nucleotide messenger RNA. NCBI's taxonomy places the organism in Eukaryota, Viridiplantae, Streptophyta, Magnoliopsida, Proteales, Nelumbonaceae. The record is from RefSeq and is a predicted model, not a curated record.